Nicotiana tabacum (common tobacco) is the source of this 187-nucleotide messenger RNA. Lineage: Eukaryota; Viridiplantae; Streptophyta; Magnoliopsida; Solanales; Solanaceae. The record is from RefSeq and is a predicted model, not a curated record.
GUUCCAACAAACUAUGGCUUACGUCGAGAGAGGUUUGGUAAAAUCCAAGCGUUCUAUAUGGCGAUUGAAGACUAUCACUGAUUUCUUUUGGUCCAUCAUCAACUUCAUUAGCGUGUUUUUUGCAACUAUGUUUUCGAUGGAAAAAACAGAUGUCUAUAGAAAAGGUUCAAGAUCCAGCAAGAAGUAG